This is a messenger RNA of Pseudocercospora fijiensis CIRAD86, 1752 nucleotides long. RefSeq lists its product as uncharacterized. Gene Ontology annotation, molecular function: phosphatidylinositol binding. The record is from RefSeq and is a predicted model, not a curated record. The annotation marks the transcript as partial. The transcript is spliced from 3 exons. Lineage: Eukaryota; Fungi; Ascomycota; Dothideomycetes; Mycosphaerellales; Mycosphaerellaceae.
CUUAGCCCUGAGCAGUCAACUGCUCUCCUGGACUUCUUGACGCACCAGGAAACAUACAAGGAGGUCGAAGACUUCAAGUUUCCAGGGGCGAUACAUCACUAUGGACCUCCGUUCCAAAAUCAAGUCGACUCCCCUCAGUCCCCGAUAUUGCAAAGCCUUCUGGCCAAGUUCGUAUUGAAGCUUCCAGGCCUCCGCAAUGUAUCGCCACAAUUCUGGAAGGCCAGCGUGGACGACCUCAUCGAGGAUCUCACAGCCGCCGAGUUGAGUGAAAGCUAUGACAAAGGAGUACUAGGCAUCCGGAAAACGUUGGCUACUGCUAUCUCCGCUCUCAUCGAGUAUCCUGCCCGCGGUGUCCUGGGCGGAUUUCCAAAGAAGAAGAUUGAACACACUGGAGAAUACGAUGUCUCGAAUCCAGACCACGUCUUGCAAGCAUGGAAAGACUGCGUUCAGGAACUGGUGUAUGGUGACCUGGUUGACAAGCUUUUUGAGAAGGCGGCAGAAACCGACGAUUUGGAGCAGCAUGAUGCUGUGGUGCAAGGCAUGCACGAGUUCAUGGUCGUGAAUAUCGCAUCGCUCAUGCAUUACACUCUCGUCCUAUCACCAGAAGGUCCUACGAUGUUGCGCAUGAUAUCGAACGUGCAUACUCUGUUACCGUACAUGGUCAUGCGGCAAACACUGAAAGUUGGAAAUGUCGCGACCAUGAUCAGUGGCAUGGUUCGAGUGAUUCUUGCUAAAGUCUCUGUGGCGACGGUCACCAACUGGAUUGGGUUGAGUAGUGGUGCUGACGAGGGCAUGAAUUUAUUGCAACAAAUAAUAUCACAGGUUCUUGGCUGGGACAGGAACGCACUGAAGAAGCGAGCCACCGCCAUUGAGAAGUCGAAGGAUGCACCUCCGAAAGCUGUCCUCGAAGAACUCAGGGCCUGGAUCGAUCGAAGUCGCGAGGAGCACGACGAAUGCCGCAGACAAAGUGCCCAGCAAAGCAUGUCCAUCGUCUCCAUGAUUCUCGCGCUCUCGUCAGUGUCCGAAGAGCUCACGGAAUCGCAGCACGCUAAAGCUCAAGAAUACUUGUCUCUACAGUUGGCCAUCCGUGAUCGACAACAGAUUGUGAAGGUUAUGUGCAAGCGUAAUCCUGAUGUCUUGACAGCUGCGAUCAGAGACGCGGUGGAUGCUUAUACCCCCAUAAUCCGCCAUGUUCACCAAGCCGUGGAUCUCAGCGAUACUUUGUGGGACUUGGAACGCUUUCUCACCGAUAUGCUGAAGAUCGCUCAGCCGGAUGCAAAGAAGGCGAAUGCUGAACCUCCGAGCGUUGAGGAUUUCGUUGACCUCCUUCACCGGCACCAGAGCAGCUGUCACAAAUUCCUGCAUCAAGUUGCGAAAAAUGGCAAGGAAAUGACCGGCUGGUGGCGAGAAUAUGUACAUAUGGCCGCAGCGUAUUUCAGAAACGACCAAAAGCCACCAGAGAGCGAAUCUGUGAUUCCUGACGAGAUGGCCACUGGCGGCUUGCAGAAGGCCUUGGAAGAAGCCUUCGCCAAUUUGUCGGCCAGCGAUCAGAACGCUGUGAAAGCUGAGAUGGACGCGUGGAAGCAGUACAUUGAUGAUCUACACACUGCCUCUGCCACCAGGAUAGCGUCCGUCAUCAAACGCGACAAGACAACGCCAUUUGGUCCAGGUGCCUACUUAGCGAGAUGGCAGCAAUUACUAGACGAUACGCAGAUAACGCCGGAAAAGGCCAACAGUCCUGUUCGCUCUGGC